Stereum hirsutum FP-91666 SS1 is the source of this 887-nucleotide messenger RNA. Its product is annotated as HAD-like protein. The record is from RefSeq and is a predicted model, not a curated record. Lineage: Eukaryota; Fungi; Basidiomycota; Agaricomycetes; Russulales; Stereaceae. The transcript is spliced from 9 exons. The coding region runs from base 30 to 887 and encodes 285 amino acids.
CACCUCCGCAUUUGGAGAGCUACGGGGCAAUGGAGAACGUGAACUUGAACACCGCCAUAAAGGCAGUGAUUUUUGACAUAGGUGGAGUUGUCCUCAAGAGCCCUCUCAUCGCCAUCGGCCAGUACGAGAAGGAACACGGAAUACCCGACAACUACAUAAACUGCUCCAUCACAGCUCGCGCGCCACACGGUGCAUGGCAGAAAUUCGAGCGUGGCGAGAUGCCCCUCUUCCCGUUCUACGAAGCCUUCGGAACUGACCUUUCUGACACCAUUAACGGCAAUAAAUGGUACAUGGCGUACUGUCGUCGAAGAUCCAUAGAUUGUCCAACAUUGCCGAAGAGCUUGAAUAUUGAUGGACGCGAGCUCUUCGGGAAGAUGAUGCGAGAGAGCACCACCUACGAUGAAUGUGUACUGGAAGCCAUUCGUCGAAUCAGAGAGACAGGAAAAUACCGCAUCAUCGCUCUCACGAACAAUUUCUCGAAGACAGACACCUCUAUAUUGGGAGAUCAUCCACCACCAGGGAAAUAUGGUGGGAUCAAGGUCACACUGGAGUCAGAGCUCAAGUUUUUGGGAUGGACGAAUGGGGCGGUGCCCCCGGGUCUCCGAGCCCUAUUUGACGACUUUGUAGACUCCAGUGAGAUUGGCAUGCGAAAACCGGAGACGAGAUUCUACGCGUACUGUCUGGAGCGAAAUAAGAUAGCAGCCCACGAGGCCGUGUUUUUGGACGACCUGGGACAGAAUCUGAAAGCCGCAAAGGACAUGGGCAUGAAAACCAUCCACGUGCCGAUUGGAGGAUCAUUGAACGCGAUUAAGGAGUUGGAGCAGGUUCUAGAUUUGGACCUCACGAACGGAUUCGACCCAAGUCGACAGUCGACAUCGAAGUUGUAG